GCAUACAUGAUUGCACGUGAGGUCUAACUGAGCAUGGGAGCGUUUCACGCCAUUGUCAUGGGAUUAAUAUCAGCAUACAGCUAGCUCGAUCACAUCGGGCAACAAACACAUUUAUGAUCCUCACCAGCACACUGGCUAGCUUCACAUCUCGAUCUCUUCAUAUAUAGUGCUAGAUAGUUAUAUAUAUCUAUGUAUACAUGUACUACGAAUCAUAGAGCUAUGAGCUCAUCUUGAUAGUAAUUGGUGCUUGUGCGGGCUUGUAAGAGUGUGUGGUCAAGAUGGCGAAGGGGUUCAUGGCGGUGAGCAGCAUGGUGGUGGUGGCACUGCUGGUGUUCUCCAUCGGCGUCGGCAUUGCGGCGGCUCAGGCGGCGGGGUUGAAGAAGGGGUUCUACAAGAAGAGCUGCCCGCAGGCGGAGGCGAUUGCGCAGAAGGUGGUGUGGGGGCGCGUCGCUGGCAACCGUGAGUUGGCCGCAAAGUUCCUCCGCAUGUUCUUCCACGACUGCUUCGUCAGGGGCUGUGAUGGGUCGGUGCUGCUGGACUCUCCGACCAACACGGCGGAGAAGAACGCGGUGCCAAACCUGUCGCUGGCCGGGUUCGAGGUGAUCGACGAGGUGAAGGCGGCGCUGGAGCAGGCGUGCCCUGGGAUCGUCUCCUGCGCCGACAUCGUCGCGCUCGCCGCAAGGGACUCGGUCUCGUUCCAGUACAAGAAGAAUCUGUGGGAGGUGGAGACGGGUCGUCGCGACGGCACGGUGUCCAGCGACCAGGAGGCGCUGGACAACAUCCCGGCGCCGAGCUCUGCCUUCGACAUCCUCCUCUCCAACUUCUCCAGCAAGGGCCUCGGCCUCCAGGACCUCGUUGUACUCUCAGGCGGGCACACGAUCGGCGUAGGGCAUUGCAACCUGUUCAGCUCGAGGCUCUUCAACUUCACCGGCAAGGACAACCCCAGCGACGUCGACCCCUCCCUCAACCCAUCCUACGCAAAAUUCCUCCAGGGUCAGUGCCGGCGUAACCUGCAGGACCUGAACGACAACACGACGGUGGUGCCCAUGGACCCCGGCAGCAGCCUCUCCUUCGACAACCACUAUUUCUUCAACCUCAAGGCGCGCCAGGGCAUGUUCACCUCCGACGCCACGCUGCUCACCAACGCCCGCGCCGCCAACAUCGUCGACAAGCUGCAGGACCCCGGCGUCUUCUUCGACACCUUCAAGAACUCCAUCAAGCGCAUGGGACAGAUCGGCGUCCUCACCGGCGCCAACGGACAGAUCAGGAACAAAUGCAACGCCGUCAACUCCUAGACCUGGCACAUGUACCCUCACAUAUAUAUAGUCCCGUUUAUACAUAUAUACAUACAUAGCCAGUUCUAUUCUGAUAAUUCAUAUACGUACGCCGUUGCAUUGAUAUCUCGUGCAAAUGCAGUAUGUACAGUAAGAGUUAUCUGAAUUCCCUUUCAAGAUGAUCAGGGGAGAAAUAUCAAGUGUACUAAUAUCGUAUGAUAUACACAAUGGCAAAAUAUCAAAUGCAGGAAAUGACAUGAA
Molecule: messenger RNA, 1535 nt
Organism: Phragmites australis (common reed)
Lineage: Eukaryota; Viridiplantae; Streptophyta; Magnoliopsida; Poales; Poaceae
Product: peroxidase 27-like
Exons: 5
Coding region: 279-1295 (338 amino acids)
Biological process (GO): response to oxidative stress; hydrogen peroxide catabolic process
Cellular component (GO): plant-type cell wall; plasmodesma
Molecular function (GO): peroxidase activity; heme binding
Source: RefSeq, a predicted model, not a curated record